AGUAAUACAGGAAGACACAGGUGAUGCUCACUCAUGAUAAUCAUAUUCGACUUGGAUGGUGUCACUGCAUGACCAGAGAAACCGACAAUCACUGCGAGGGUAUGCGAAUGCAAGUCACGUCGAUAUUCGGGAAACUUCAAUCUGGGGCAUGAACUCUUCAAGUCGGCUCCGGAGACCUUUUCAGCUCACUUCGUAGGCGGGGACGCUUUCAACCCUGAAAUCCUCGCUGUGGCACCACCUGCCUCCAUGCAGACAGUAGGAGUUUCAACUCCCAACCUCAGCAACCUCACUUCGUUGAAUCCGUUACGCGGAUGUGUUUCCGCAAUUCACGCAACCGCAUUCUUCCACCUGUUCAAAGAAGAUAAGCAGCUGCACAUGGCCCGUGCUCUCGCUGGUCUACUCUCCGCUGAGCCAGGCUCCAUCAUUCUCGGAGCGCACACGGGUGCUCAGAAGAAGGGUGUCGUGAAUCAAGCAUAUAAGGGCAUCGAGAUUGACAUGUUUUCUCACAGCGCCGAGAGCUGGACUGCCAUGUGGGAUGGCGAAACAUUUGAAAAGGGGACGGUCAAGGUGGAUGCACAGUUCAGGGAGAUUGAAGGUGUGGGAGGCGAUGAACGUUACCCGGUAUUGUUCUGGUCUGUGACCAGACUGAAGUAGAGUUCUCGGGUGAUCCGUUUAGGCAGUAUCCCUGAGCGAGAACAGUUUGACGUUUGCCGCCUGGUGACGAAACUAAUAACAGGUAAUGAUCAUGCAAGCAUGUUUAGAUCACUCAGGUAGAGCCCUAUGGAGAACUGUGGGUCACCGGGGAGUGG
Molecule: messenger RNA, 809 nt
Organism: Suillus subalutaceus
Lineage: Eukaryota; Fungi; Basidiomycota; Agaricomycetes; Boletales; Suillaceae
Exons: 1
Coding region: 247-654 (135 amino acids)
Source: RefSeq, a predicted model, not a curated record